AUGAGCACAACCACGAUUACGCAGCUUGUGAGAUGGCGAGUAAGGCAUUUGGCAGCAUGUUUGUAUGCAUGCAGGCUUCCUCUUAUAGAUGAACCGGAUUGCUCUACAUCGACUGAUGAAGUGCCAGAAAAGAAAAUGGUUUUCGACCCUAUCGGAGAGAGCAGAAGAAGUGAGACCAGCAGACAAAAAUCAAGAAGAAAGAACCGAGAUCAAGAGAGGGCAUCCCCUGAAAAUCCUAAGCAAAAAAGCAGUAGCAAGAGAAGUGAAGAUAGGAGGGGUGAAUCAAGCAUGUCAAGUUUUGCUGAAGAAGAAUACAUUGUUUUCUGCUUUACAGAUGAUGGAGAAAUCCAGAUGGUUAAAGAGAAAAGGUCAUCAGGGGCAUCUCAUGGCCCGAUUAAUCCUGCCAAGAGACGUUCAAGGAGGGUAAAUGAUACGACACAGAAUUGUGGUGAGAAUGCUGAAGGAACUUCCAUCCCUAGCCAUGUUGCAGGAGACACUGCCCUCUGUGAUGAACAUGCCGAAGAAGAAGGAAGCAACGAUGUAGAAGUAGAGUGCAUUCCUGAUGAGAUCAAAGAAAUUAAUCACUAUGGACCUCAUGAAUGCAGAACUUUGUCUUCCAUGUUAUCUGUAGCUGAAUCAAGUGAUUCCAAUCAAUCGGAUGCCAGCACAGGUUCAUUUGCCUUCCCAAUAUUGGGAAGGGAUUGGAUGGGCAGCCCUGUUCAUAUGCCGAAGCCAGAAGACGUGCACUUGCAGAAGCACAAGGCUAAUAUCACACCAUCAGAGUAG
Molecule: messenger RNA, 786 nt
Organism: Coffea arabica (coffee)
Lineage: Eukaryota; Viridiplantae; Streptophyta; Magnoliopsida; Gentianales; Rubiaceae
Product: protein BREAKING OF ASYMMETRY IN THE STOMATAL LINEAGE
Biological process (GO): regulation of asymmetric cell division
Source: RefSeq, a predicted model, not a curated record